AGAAAGCAUUGCAACAACGGGCGGCGCUACAGAGUGACUUCAUGCAAGCAGCUGACUGACUGUAGCUCUAACUUUAAUCAUUUCAUUUUUGCCGAGGCUAGCAAAUGAACAACAAUCAAGGUGGUAGUUUUAGUAUUCUUUAAAUAUCUCUAUAAUUAUAAUCGCCACGGCGCGCCAAGAUAAGUAACUUAUUGUUGGUUAGUUCUUUAAAGUUUUUAAAGGGGCUUAGCUUAUAUUAGCAUAGCAUCAGCUAACAGCUGCGCGGAUGUGUGCGCAGUUAACGUUAGCCUGUAGCCGAACUACCUGGUCAAGAAUCAUCCCUCACUUCAACUGACUGUCCGAUCCCGGUCCGAUCCGAUUCGUUACUUUCGUGGGAAGAGUGGACAAGCUGUCUCCUAAGUCAAAUGUUGAGGUUUUACUGAACAGCGGACAAUGGAUCAGGACAACAAUUCAGAGGAUGACUCAGUUGGCCAAGCAGAAGAUGACGCACAACCUCCAUUUCCUCUAGGACUCUCGGACUCUGAGGCAGUGGAAGUUUUGUGGCAAGUGCGUACCCAGCGCCGACAGACGGAGCCAGAUCUGCCGGACACCGUGACGCGUCUCACCACACCUGAGGGCAGCAUUGUGUACCUGGUUGGCACUGCCCACUUCAGCGACAGCAGCAAGAAGGAUGUUGCCACUACGAUCCGAGCAGUUCAGCCAGAUGUGGUGGUGGUGGAGCUAUGCCAGUAUAGAGUAUCCAUGCUUAAGAUGGAUGAGAAAACGCUGCUAAAAGAGGCUAAAGACAUUAACUUGGAGAAGGUCCAGCAGGCCAUUAAACAGAAUGGAGUGAUGUCUGGCCUCAUGCAGAUAUUGCUGCUCAAAGUCUCGGCUCACAUUACAGAACAGCUGGGCAUGGCCCCCGGAGGAGAGUUUAGAGAAGCCUUUAAGGAGGCAGGAAAAGUGCCCUUCUGUAAAUUUCAUCUUGGGGAUCGGCCCAUUCCAGUAACCUUUAAGCGUGCAAUAGCUGCUCUCAGCCUGUGGCAGAAGGCUCGUCUGGCCUGGGGCCUGUGCUUCCUCUCUGACCCCAUCAGCAAGGAGGAUGUAGAGAAGUGUAAACAAAAGGAUCUUCUGGAGCAGACCAUGUCGGAAAUGAUUGGCGAGUUUCCAGCCCUCCACCGCACUAUUGUUGCAGAACGAGACAUCUACCUCACACACACACUUAGACAAGCAGCGCGCUGUGUGGAGGCGCCUCCUAAUGCUGAGAAAGUGCCUGCUGUGGUGGUUGGAGUGGUCGGGAUGGGUCAUGUUCCUGGUAUUGAGAGGAACUGGGAUGAAGAGCUCAAUAUUCAUGAGAUCAUGAGCGUGGCUCCACCGUCUCGCUUUGGCUGGGUAGUACGCAACGUGUUGAAAGGAGCCAUGUGGGGGCUUCUGGGUUAUGCCUGCUUCCGUGCCAGCAAGGGUGUGGGGAGGGCGUUACUCUCCUUACCGACAGUCCAAUCGUUGCUUGAAAAUAUACGAACACCUUCCGUUUGACCCUUCUUUUAUCGGCACAGACUUUUCAGCAGUGAGAUCAGGAUGUCACACUGAACACCAAUAGCCUUAACUACAGGAUGGUGGUUGGGUGAAGGGGAAAAUUAGAGGCAAACAUCGUCUCCAUCCCAUAUGAAAUAAAGAAUAUGGGUGGAAGCUUUUGACUAGCUCUCUACCUCCUCAACCCUCUGUCCAUCUGCUCUGUGGACGCAGAGCUGUACUGCCAAAGAAAUCGGACCGUGCUUUCUUUCCCCUUUUCCUCAUUCUUAAAGUAUGACCUACUAGGAAAUUAGCUGCAGCGGGAUUUCCCACCUAAUCGUUCAACUUGAACUGAAGUUUUAUUUUGCUGUGAUUAUACUCUUGGUUGGCUCCUGCAAAUGGUUGAUGCAUUUUGUUUCCCAGCAGGUGUUGUUCAGCAGUCCAGUAUUGUUAUUCCCUGAGAGUCAACAUUUUAAUCUGCGACCUAAUCUGUAGUUCAUUAAGACUGAAUGAUAAAGCCACCUUUUUUUAUUAAUGGAACCGUAUCCCAGAAUUAAUUUUUAAAACCUGAAUUGCGCAAUAGGACCAUUUGUGAAGAAAAGCAUUACUCCGAUUUGAUUGAAAGUAUAAUUUGAUGUACAUCGGGAAAAUGAUUACGACCAAAGUAUUUUUGGUUUCACUGAUUGAAUUUGUAUGUUUCUGACAAAAAGACUUGAAAUGAGUGGAACUGAAACAACCACACACAGUGUUUAAGAGCUUCAAGUCACAUCCAGUAAUGGGAGGGAAGCAUGGUUGCUUGGUUUUUCUAGUUACCUGAUAAGCCCAACAUUAACUUUGCCCAUGCUAGCUAUCAAGUGCCUCCUACCACGUAACCUGGAAAGGGCUAAAAGGAACAGAGACUGGUCAGGGAGUUUUGCUCUCGCUCCAUAUGGUCAUAAUAAAUGGGUACUAUUAAAUCUGGAGUCCCCCGUUUCUCUCACACGGUUUCAUAACUGGUUCAUGCUAAUGGGAAGUUUCUAGAAAUUAGUGAAUUAUGCAAUUAAGUAGACAAGCUGCAUUGUGUUUAUGCAAUAUUUCGUUUUGUAAGAUGAGAGAUCAAAUAAAUUUAAGAAAUUAACAGCUUUUCUCCUGAAAUCAAGUAUUUUCAUUACUGUCUUUUGCUACUGUUUAUAGAAGCUGAGUUGCCUAAAGGUUAAUUUCACUAAACUGGAAACAAACUUGAUGUUAAUGCUUCUAGUAUGGUUAUACUCUAACAUGAUAUGUGAUCUUUUUCCGUUUAAUCAUUCUUAAUCGUAAUUCACCACUAACUCAAAUCAUGAAUCACAUGAGACCAUCAAAAUGACUUGAAACUGUAAGUGUAGAGAACCAUUAAAGAAGGUAAAGUUGACAAGAAAAUACUUCAUAACAGAAAAGCCAUCAAUAGCAUGGGCCAUCAGGGCACAAUUUGGGAAUCAUGUUUUAUAUGGCUGGAUGGAAAGGUGGGAGUGUUUCUGCUCUCUGUGCUUAAAGCCUUAUACUACUGGAAUUGCUGCUUCACAUCUUGACUUUGUUUUUCCAUGUAGCUUUUUACAACUGUGUCUUAUAGGGUGACUGAAAUCAAUUUUAAAUGUGGCAUCUAGGCACAUCUGAAGCACAUAACACUUGAGUGUUGCGGGGAAUGCUAAUGCCUUCUGUUGUUCUUUUAAAUGUUUAGAUGCUGAAUGGAAAAUGCUCUGGUUUGAACUAUUGUGGGGCUCAAAUUUAGCUUUGCAUGCAUGCCUUGUGCAUUUACAGGUAUGCUGGAGAAGGAAAUGAUUAUAUGGAUGUAUCUGCAUGAUGUGUAGAUGGCUUGUUGGAAUUAUUUAAUUGGAAUUUUUACAACAUAUUGUAAUGGUUUUAAAUAUAUAUUAGCAUUCCGAGAUAUUUGUCAGUGCCCUGGUGCUCAAUGAGUAUUUCUAUUUGUAUAACAGUCCUUGCAUUUAAAUUUGAUCGUUUUGGAUCAAGGUGGUUGCAAACUAAUUAAACAGGUUGACUAACUGAUUUGUUUAAUACAAUGUACUUUAAAAAAAAUACUGAUCCAAUGACCCAGUGGUCUAGUUCUCCUGUCGCUGUCUUCCUGAAAACUAAAACUCUGUCUUCCUGUUAACUUCAUGCAGUUUUACUUCUUGAUCAUCUAAAUCUGCUGCACUUGUUGGGUGAGAAAUUAUAUGGUCAAAGGUAUUUGAGGCAUCUCUUUGUGCAUCCUUCUGCUUUACUGCUCCAAUGUCAUUUUUUUUUUCCAACCAUUGUUAACUGUGGAAAAGGGGAAUAAAUGGUCCCACUUC
This is a messenger RNA of Onychostoma macrolepis, 3794 nucleotides long. It is a transcript of the gene trabd, whose product is annotated as TraB domain containing. Bases 433 to 1515 code for a protein of 360 amino acids. The transcript has 10 exons. Lineage: Eukaryota; Metazoa; Chordata; Actinopteri; Cypriniformes; Cyprinidae. The record is from RefSeq and is a predicted model, not a curated record.